GCUGCGGCGGCAGCGGCAGGGGCGCCCCGCGCGGCGCCUCUCCCCCCGCCGGCGGCGCCGAACAACGGGCCGGAGCGCGCUCCGCCGCCGCGGGAGAAGCGCGGAGGCAGGGGCGGGGGCUGGGGAAGGGGCUGGGGCUCCCGCUCCGCUGCCGGCCUCUCCCGCCCUCCCCGGGGGGAGGCGGCCGGCGCGGCGCGGGGACCGGCCCGCCGGGGGGCCGGCGGCGAUUGGCUCGGCCGGCUGCGAGCCGAAGGUGCUGGGGGAAGCCAUCUGCAGCGCAGGCGAUUCCGAGCGCCGUGCGGGGGGGGGGGGGGGGGAAGCGGGGGGCUCUCCCUUGCGGGUGGUUUGGGUUUUUUUUUUUUUCCUCCCCCCCCCCCUUUUUUUUUUUCCUCUCCUCUUCACGGGAUCAUGGCCGCGGCAGCGGGGCCGUGAUGUCCCCGGGAGCGGCCCCGCUGCUGCAAUGCCGCCUGCCGCAGCUCUAGCGAGGGGAGGCGUUUGAGCGGCGACCGGCGGCCGCACAUCCUCCCCGCGGCAGCGCCGCCGCCUUUCUCUCCCCGCCGCCCGCGCCCCCCGCGCCCGGACCGGCGGGAGAGGGGCCUCGCCGCCCGCCCGGCGCCGUCCCCCCCCCCCCCCCCCCCCCCCGCCCGCGAACAGCAAACCCGGCGAGCGGGGCUUUAAAUUAACACUCGUAAACCCGCACCGACCCAUAAAGGCGAGAGGGAGAGCGGAGCCGCGCACAACAUGGCCACUCUGCUGCGGAAAAUCGGGCUGAUCCGGCUGCACAACCGGGACACGGAGGACCCCAAGCACCACCACCACCACCACCGCAGCAGCAGCCAGCAGGGCUCCUCGCUCAGGGGCAGGGGCAACCAGAAGAACAGCAGCAACAAGCCGCAGCCGCAGGGCCCCCCCGGGGGCGGCGGCGGCGGCGGCGGCGGCUGCAGCAGCAGCGAGAGCAGCCCCGGGGGCCACAAGAACAAGAAGGCGCCGGAGGUCGCUAAGCAGCCCCCGCAGCCGCGCUCGGCCGGCGGCAGGGAGAAGCCGCGGGAGGCGGCCCGGGAGCCCGGCGCCGGUAAGGAGGCGGCGCAGCGGCCCGGCCCCGGCCCCGGCCCCGGGUGCGGGUCGGGGCCGGCGCCGCUGGUGCCGCUGCCGUCGGGGUCGGGGCCGCUGGCGCCCGCGGGCCGGCAGCAGCACUGCACGCAGGUGCGGACCCGGCGGCUGAUGAAGGAGCUGCAGGACAUCGCGCGGCUCAGCGACCGCUUCAUCUCGGUGGAGCUGGUGGACGAGAGCCUCUUCGACUGGAACGUGAAGCUGCACCAGGUGGACAAGGACUCGGUGCUGUGGCAGGACAUGAAGGAGACCAACACGGAGUACAUCCUGCUCAACCUCACUUUCCCCGACAACUUCCCCUUCUCGCCGCCCUUCAUGAGGGUGCUCAGCCCCCGCCUGGAGAACGGCUACGUCCUGGACGGCGGAGCCAUCUGCAUGGAGCUGCUCACCCCCCGUGGCUGGUCCAGCGCCUACACCGUGGAGGCCGUCAUGAGGCAGUUUGCGGCCAGCUUGGUCAAGGGGCAGAAUAUCCUUAGAAGAGAAGUAUUUCAUGAGCCGUUUUUAAUAAAUGGGCUCUCCAAAACCCCCGGAACCUCUGCUGUGACUCCUUAAUAGAGUUACAAGUCAGUCACAAUCCCAAAUCUGCACGCAAAGAUGAGUGGAAAUAAACUGGAGGAAGAAGGAGUAAGCCUGCGUUAUAAAAUGUCCUGGAGCUCAGAUGCUUCUCAUAGUCAGGCUUUAUGAGCUGUGGAAUGACUAGAUAUUUCUCCUGUUUCUAGGUUUGUGUUACAAAUGGUAACAAAACCCCAGCUGCAGUGAGAAAUGUAGGGCUUAUUUCCAUUACAUGUGCCCAUAAAAAAACCCUAAAGCAUCACAAAGCAGAGGAAAUUGAUGUUACUAAUUUUUCAAAUUUUCUAUGAAUUUCUAUAAAUGUCAGAUUUUCUAUAAAUUUGACAAGAUUAUUUCUAUUAAAAUAUACCUAGUAUUGAAGUGUUCUGUAAUUAUUGAGGGGAGGAGGAUAUUUCACAGUUAGAGCACUUAGGCUGAGGGGAGGUGAUCUGAGUUAGCUUCCAGGUUUUGCUGCUGACUUCAGAUACAGUCAUGGGCAAGUCAUAUAACUUCACUGUAUUCCUCUUCCCCACCUGUGAACUACAGAUAAUCCUCUUUCCAAAGGUCAUUUGAGGAUACAUACUUAAAGCACUCGGAAGUGGAGACUAUGAGUAGCUGUUCACGUGCAUCAGUAUGAGACAUAUCGUAGUCAAGAGAUUGACACAUUUGUGUAAAUAGCAGGGGAAAAAGUGCAUUGGCUUGUGACUCUAAUCUUACCAAAUUUGCUCUUAAUUUGAUUAAAUGUUCCCAGAUGUAGCCUGCUUGUUACUCCCGUUUGCUUUUUUAGCAUGGUGAAACUUUGGCAAAUGUGGAGAUAGACAUUGUUGUCUGGACUGUAGCUCCUUUGUCUUUACACUCUGUCGUAAAGGAUGGUUUGCUUUGCUUUGGUGAGGUUUACACCCGUGGCUGUGUUUAACUUGGGUAACUUCAGGUUCCUGACGUGGAGGACCUGUGGGCUGAUGCCAAGAGGGGCUGUCCUGCUCCCAGCCUUUUUGCCUGGACUUGCCCUCAGGAACUCUGCUGGUACCUGAUGCCACAGAGAGGUAGUCCAGGGAGCUCAGCAGGAGGCUGAAAGAGAAAAUGUCCCUUUGCUGUCUAGACUAAGAUGGACAGGGACCAUCUCUUUUGACAGAAGCCCACCAUGUUGUAAGACAGCACCUUUGGCCCUGGAUAUGCUAGAGGCACCUUCCAAGAAUGUGAUGGGCUGCCAAAAUUUUCUUGUUCUUUUGCCAACGCAGAGUUUGUCCCACCCAAAAAAUGCAGGAAGGGAGUUUCUUAACCCUCACCUGUACUGAAAUCACGCUGCUGACUCUGUGCUAACUUCUGGGAGAGGCAAGGAAGAGCAGCGCGGUGCUCCGUAGCUGUCAAACAGGGACGGGGGCUGCAAGGUGUUCAUCUCAGUCAAGAGCUACUUGCACCAGGCUGCACACAGACAAGUGAGCAUUAAUAAUUACCCAGCUGGAACACAGAUUUCUUUUUCCUGGACAAAGAACAGUCACAAUCCCAGAAGGAGCAAUUUAUAGGAUGCUUUAAAGCCGGAACUUGCUGAGUUUUCACUUCUUUCUAUGGAUUAUUUUUAAAAAGGAGACCAAAAAAGGCGUGGAAAUACUGCUUCAGAAAUUACACAUUUGCAGGAAAACAUCCUAUUUUUAAUUCACUUAGGCUGCAACAUUGACAGUAUUUGUCUGCAUCAUUUUCUAUACUGCUUUGUUUGAGCUAUAGCUAAUAAUUAUAUACAGUGCAAUAUAAAUUGUGUGCAGUUUUUGAGACGUGAUUAACUGUGCCUCAUCAGUACAUGAAGGAAAAAAAUUAUAAGCCGUGUAAUUGGUAGGAGAGACUGUGUAUAUUGCACUCUAACAGUGAUGUGACACAUUGUGAUCAUUGCACUGAGAGCAUGAUGGUAGCUCACUUUAGCAUUGCUCUACUUUUGAAUGCUUCUCUAAAGCCAGCAGAAAUAUUUUUCUCUGUCAACUUGUUUAAAUAUUCCAGAAUAAGACUGGUUCAGGCUUAAGCACUGGAUUCCUCUGUUACUUAUCAGAAAAGAUUUGAAUAUGUUUGCGUAGUAUGUGGCUUUGAACAGUUGAGGCCCAAAGCCAUUAGUGGCUGGCACGUUAGUGGAAUGUGCUACAUACUGGAGACUCACAGUGUGCUCCAGCUCUUCAAAAAUCCACAGUUUUUGCAUCAUCCAUGGAGAAGCCUGGGACAUCAGACUUGGAAAAUGGGCAUAUCUUUGUGGGUCUCCCUCCUGUCCUUGGAGGGAUCACCACAGAUGCAGCGUGUGGCACAGUGACGUCCUACAGUCUUUUGUGUACUGCUCUAAACCUUUGCUUGUUUUCUGUCUCUUGACAUUUACCUAGAAGUGGGUCACUAGAGCCUGCUAUAGAGAUCUCUUGAGAGAUGAAGGGAGAAAAUUAAAUUGUACCCGUGCACCCUUAUGCUGGCUUAAAUGAUGGGCCACGUUUAGCCCCAUGUGUGGAAGGCAGAUAUGAUUUGCCCUUGGAAGACCAACCUUGAGUUAUUUGCAUAUCCAGGAUUAAUGAAAGGAAUGCAGGGCUGCAGAGUUUGUGUUAAGACCAGUGCUAACAACGUGAAGGCUUGCCUGCUUUUGAGUCUAUUAGCUGUGUACUGUUUGCAAUGAAUACAACUUUUUGUUAACCAGUCCCGGAAAGAAAUCUGGGUGUGCCUGAAGGGUUUGCUGUGGCAUCUGAAGAGACGUGUAGCUCAGGAGCUUAAGCUGUUUCCAGAACAAACCUCAGUCCUGUAAGGGCUGAUGACUGCGCACAAUAAAUCUCUGUAAAUUUGGGACCUAGUAAUGCAGGGACUUGCAUCAGGAGAGGACUGAGCACAACCUUGAGGGAUUCGGGACCUGGCUAGGCAGUGCCACAGCUGACCUGUGUUGGCAGUUCAGCUCCAGGUAUCUAAGUUGGACUUAGAGACCUCCACAGGUCCCUUCCAGCCAGCACUUCGGGGAUUGUAUGAUCCUCUGAAAGGCCAGCCACCGUUACGUAGUCCUGUCCUUCCAGGUAGUGCCAAAAGUGAUGCGACACCUGAUGCUGUGUGCUAUGCCAAAACUGUUGGGUUUUGGUCUGGGAGCUGCUAUAGCUGGUUUGACGAGAGAGAGAAAUCCCUUCAUCGCUGCCAAAGAAAACCCCUUGAGGCCAUCCUGAUUCUGGAAACACCAGAAGAAGCGUCAGGACUGUUUUUCAUGACACGCAGGCCAGACGAGGGCAGGUCCACAGCUGCAGUGGGAUUGCAGGGCUAAAGAGCUUCGGGCUUCCUAUUCGGUAUCUCCGUACAGGGCUUAGCUCUGUCUUUGGACCACUUCGUGACACGGUGUUGUUGGGGAAGAAGAGAUGUGGUGCAUUGCUGACAAUGAUACUGAAGGACUUUAAAGAGCUACUAGAUGUUGAGUUGAAUAUUUUUGAGGAUGUGCUUCAGCGUCACACAGUGUUCUCAAGGGGAGGACACGCUGAUGCGUUCAUCAUUGUGGAGAAAUGUGGAGGCUACUGCGGCAUCACCGAGAAGUAGAAAAGCUCCCAGAUUUGCCCACAGUGGUCUGUAAAUGUGGGUGCCAAAUCACGUGCAAGGUUUACCUCGGGUCUUUUGCUGAAUAUGGCAGGAGGGAGCCAUCCCUAGGUAUGGCCAGGGUCCCGAGAAGGCUACUCGCAGCAGGCUCUGCUGGAGGAGGUCUUCCUCCUCACAGUUCCCAGGGCUAUAGACUGGAUCCUUAUCAGCUGUUUGUUCCAACUUAUUAGUUUGGGCAAAGAGGAGGUGAGUGGCAUGCAAUUGCUCACCGUGCCACACAAACUGGGCGCAGUGAGAGCACAAGCGAGAGAGGAGGCUGAGCGCAGCACACGUCCCCCUGUGUUUUGGCAUGGCUGUGUAAACCAGUUGGAUGCUGCGGCAUUACUUUCACCUUUCAUAUGUUUCUAGCUUGUUAAAAUUGUAUCUGGAUAAGUACAUGAAGUCACAGCAGAUGGCAAAAUCUGAAAUGUUCUCUCCAACUCUUUAUUUUAAUUAGGUUUUCAGUUAUCCCUUUAUGAAAAGCACUCUGUGAGUGUCUGAAAGUAUUGCAAGUAUUUAAAUAAGCUCCUGGUGUGACUUCUCAGAGCGAAAGUCGACAUUAGUAUCUUUAUGAAAGGCUUUCUUGGGUUUUCUCUGUUGGUUUUAAUCUUCUGUGGAAUGUUUUGAUAUUGUUCAGCUAUCGGUUUGAUAUCUUUUCUUGAUUUGGUACUGGACACAUCAAAUCAUUGGUGUUGCAAAUGAUCUGUAUUCCUUACGUGGCAGUAGUGAUGUGGGUGGUUUAGAGAUUGGUCAAAAUACAGUUGUGCGCAAUUGACCUAUGGCCAGCACUGUAUUUACGCACUGUAUUUACCAUAUUUACAGAAUGCAGCAGCUCAUAGUCUCCUGACCAGAGUUAAAAUGACUGCAUGUUUAAGUAGCAGUCUGAAAAUAAACCGUAGUCACAUCUGGUAACAGUGCCUGUUACAAUGUUUGGCACUUUCUUUUAUAAUUGCCUCCAAAAUGCCAUUUUUUAGUUAAACUUGGAAAGAGUUUUGUGGGAAUGGCAAAAAGCUAAAAAUCAUUACGACAGUAGAUACCACCCAAGGAUAGACCCAAAAGCAUCCGAACUGUGUCGACUGAAAUUCCACCCUUCUUUCUUUUUACCUCAGGUUUACUUGAGGCACCAACAAGGGAAAAUUUCAGUCCACGAGGUUAAAUUUUAUCCAAAUUAUAAACACCUGGCAGGAUAUUGGUUAAUAAGAGACAGUGCUAACCAUGCCACCCAUAGUUUCUGUAUAAACAUAGAAAUGCACGGACUACAGUGGGGUAGAAUUCGAUGGUCUUUGAUGAUGCAGUUUAUAUACAACCUGCAGAUGGUACCAGAAUGUGUUUUAGAAGUGGAUUUAAUGAUCCUUUACAUUAAUAACAAAGAAGUAUGAGAAUAAACUCAUGGAACGAUGCUCAUUUCAUCUGCUGUGGCUCCAGUAACAUUUUAGAUGAUGUGAUGAUAUUCGCUGCAUUACUGCAACACCAACGAAUUCUUACUUUCCUUGUUUGAAAGCAGUAUGCAGCUGACACUGAACAUGAGCAAUAGCUGUGCUCAAUGCAAAGAUCCUAUUUCUAGGUACAGAUUAGUAUUAAUACUUUGAUGAAGCUGGGAAAGACAUGGAUCGUACUGUGCUAGGUGCUAUGCACACCGUUCAGAAAAGUAUCGAAGCAUUAAAUGAUAAAAAAUAAUAUGUAUAAGGCAAGAGAUGGCAAAUGGACCUAAUCCAGAAAUUAAGUACUAGAGUAAGUUUAUAGAUUACUUUCAAAAGUAUUUCAUUGGUGAGAUUUUGAGGACAGCAUUUUCUGUGCUGAUUUCAUCUUCUGUUGCACUUUGCUUUAUCCUUUCCUAUGUUUCUCUAAGUAUGCUUCCAACAAAAGCUCAGAUUAGGAAGAAAAUACAGAACAUGUUUUGUAACAACAAAAAUACUUCUGCAGGAUGUGUAAGGUAAUUAGUCAAUGAGAUUUUAAAAAUAUGUUACCCAGUUUUAUUUAAUUAUUCCUUUUGUCACAACUAAAAAGGAACAUUUUCUAAGAGAAUUUAUUGGUGGGGUUAAAUUGAGUACCAUUCAGAUCAUCCUUAUUUGGGAACUAUUAAUUGCCAAAUUAGUAUGGGGAUGGGGAAGGUGUCUUGCUGUUUAGUCUAUCAAGAGGUAUUUAAAGAAGAAAUACAUUGCUAGUCUGUAAAUGGCGACCAGGGAGAAAGGCAAGGAAAAGCAUCGAAAGGUAGAAUAGCUAUUUUUCUGAAAACCAAGUGGGUAUAAAUUGGCUGUGAAUAAAUCGAGGUGGGAAUUAGAGGCUGUUCCUAAUCUUUAGUUAAGGUAGGCUCUGAAAGAGAAGUCAAACUGCACAGAAAAACGACUUACUAAAACAGGAGUAGGAAACAGCUUUUUUAUCUCAUGUGUCCAUAGUUUUGUUAUAAUAGGAGUGGCGCUGAACACAGAAGUGUUAUCUGUGCAAUAUUGUGACACCUUUCUAGACUGAAAUCAUUUGUCCACACUGCAGACUAAUCUUACUCAUUUUAGUCUGUAAAAAUAACUUUGAUGCUCCAAGGACAGAGUUUAUUUUCUUUUUUCACCUUUUUUUUUCCCUUUUUUCCCCUCCAUAUACGUGAUUUUUUUCUCAGUAUUAUUUGUUGCACACGAUUACAAAUGACAAAUUUUUGGUUUAAAUUCCAAAUUGACAGUAGAAUAUGGGAGGCAAAAGAUGCAGCCUGAUGCAUCAUUUUGAGCAAAAGAAUAGAAAAAAUGAGAACACACUAACUUGGUUCUUAAUGAUUGUAACCCUGGAAUAUGGUAUCUGCUUAUCAAAUACCAUUUAUUCUAAAAAAAGGCUUUCAGUGCAGUCUAUCAAACAGUUAUUAAAAUUUAGACUUGUGACUUUAAUAAACUUCUAUUUUGUGACAAAUCCAGUAGGCUUAAAUACUUUAAAGGGUGUUAUUGCUGUAGCGUGGAGUAAAUCUGCAGCUGUAUUUCUUUCUUGUGUCUCUGCUAGUCGGUAGUUGUCAUGGACCAAUGUGAAAAAUAAGGAGAGCUAUUAAUAACUCAGUAAAUGUCUCUGUUGCCGAAUGAGGAUCUGAAAUUCUAUACUGCUGUGCAUUUAGAAGCAAUAUUUAAUUGCAAAGUAAUAAAGAUGCAGCAUGUUUAAAUGUGUAUAUUUUCGUUGGUUAUCAAACUUGUCAUGAAGGGGUAAUAAACGAAUUAGAAUUUUUCACGUAGGUUGGAAGCAAGUUGGUUUUAAGGUGCUCCUGCCUUUAAGCGAUGCCAGGGCUAUUCAUUUCUCACGGGUCAGAUUAGAAAAAGAAGAAUGGAGCGCGUUCUGUGGGAUGGGUGUAAUUUCUAGUGACGUACCGCGUUGGCGGUGGCGGGGGGGAGAUGCGGGCAGCACGCGGAAACGCUCUGCCCUUACGAUGGUUCUCCAGGGUCGUCGACUCCGCGAUACUCACGCCUGGGACUACGGUACGAGUCCGGCGUCAGAACCGGUGUGAAACCUCUUUCUGCCUCCCGGCCCUGAGCCGGUACCCCUUGCAGCAGCCUGCCUCCUUCUCCACCCCCAGCUGCUGGCCCCGGGGGGCCGGGGGGGGCCCUGGGGACCCCCUUCCUCUCCUGGGUCUGGAAGGGGCGCGGGGGAUGCCCACAGAGCCCGAGGAGCCGGUGGGAAGCGGCGUCCCGCCGUGCCGAGGCACCGUUUCUGGGGCGCGUCGUCGUGCUCCUCGCCGUCCCGGCCCGCCUCGGGCUGAGCCCCCGACCCGGCGGGGUGGGCGCGAGCGUCUGCCCGCCGGGCGCGCCGUGGCGGAGGUCCCGUCGCUCGUUUGCAGGGGUCCUGGCGCAGCAGGGCGGGCGGCGAGCCCCGCGGCACGGCGGCUCACGCGGGGCAGCCUGCCAGCGCAGGGGCUCGCUGGGAAGAAAUAGCCCCGCAGAUGUCUGGGGUUUUGGGUUUUUUUUUCUUUACCGCAUAGCGUUUCCAACCAUCUCUAAUAACGCCUUUGUCUGCCCCAGUUUGGGAACUCUGCUUUCUGGUACCUGUAAGUGGAUGCCUCUUGGCCUGACGCAUUGAAAAGUUAAGCUGUGGUUUCCAGCGGCGUGUUCACGUGUUUAAUGAAGGUUUUCUUUUUUGUUUGGUGCAGGGCCGUAUCUGCAGAAAAGCUGGCAAAU
Molecule: messenger RNA, 9362 nt
Organism: Aquila chrysaetos chrysaetos
Lineage: Eukaryota; Metazoa; Chordata; Aves; Accipitriformes; Accipitridae
Gene: UBE2QL1
Product: ubiquitin conjugating enzyme E2 Q family like 1
Exons: 3
Coding region: 742-1662 (306 amino acids)
Source: RefSeq, a predicted model, not a curated record